GAUUCCCGGUACUCUGUGUCGGAGCUUCUCGAGGUCUGGAGGUCUGGUUCUACAGGACUGGUUCUACACGGAGUGAACUGGUUUCUCGCCUGUAAGAUCAAACAUGACGCAGCUUCAGCUCGCGCUGCUUCUCGUCCUACAGGUGUGCACCUGUGCUCAGGAGGGCGGGGCCUCUGUGGGCGGAGAACUGGAUGAUGUCAUCCUCCCGGAGCUCGGUGACGUUUGCACUGAAGGCAGCUGUUACCCAGCAACAGGAGACCUUCUGAUUGGCCGAGCCCACCAGCUGUCGUCCACCUCUACCUGUGGUCUGAGGCGCCCUGAACCGUUCUGCAUCGUCAGCCACCUGCAGGAAGAGAAGAAGUGUUUUGCCUGCGACUCAGCGGCGCUCUAUGACGAGCUGGCUGAUCAGACACACAGCCAUCGUGUCGAGAAUGUCGUGACUACGUUUGCUCCGAACAGACUGAAGACGUGGUGGCAGUCUGAAAACGGUCAGGAGAACGUCACAAUUCAGCUGGAUCUGGAGGCAGAGUUCCACUUCACUCACCUCAUCAUGACCUUCAAGACGUUUCGUCCUGCUGCCAUGGUGAUUGAGCGAUCAGCGGACUUCGGGAAGACGUGGAACGUUUAUCGUUAUUUCGCGUACGACUGCGAAACAUCUUUUUCCUCCAUUUCCCGCGGUCCAAUGCAGAAGGUUGAUGAUGUCAUGUGUGACUCACGUUACUCCGACAUUGAGCCAUCCACUGAGGGAGAGGUUAUUUUCCGAGUUCUGGAUCCGGUGUUCAGGAUCAACGACCCUUACAGCGCUAAAAUCCAGAACAUGUUAAAGAUCACUAACCUGCGAGUGAAGCUCACCAAGCUGCACACACUUGGAGACAAUCUACUGGACUCUCGUAUGGAGAUCAAAGAGAAGUAUUACUACGCCAUCUACGACAUGGUCGUCCGAGGAAACUGCUUCUGCUAUGGACACGCCUCUGAGUGUGCCCCCAUCCACGAUGAUGGACAGACCCGGGAAGACAUGGUUCAUGGUCACUGCAGGUGUAACCACAACACUAAAGGUCUGAACUGUGAACUGUGUCAGGAUUUCUACCACGAUCUUCCCUGGGGACCAGCAGAGGGCCGCAAUACUAACGCCUGCAAGAAGUGUAACUGUAACCAGCACUCUGACUCAUGCCACUUCGACAUGGCCGUGUUCGUGGCUUCGGGAAAUGUCAGCGGGGGGGUCUGUGACGACUGUCAGCACAACACAGCUGGACACAACUGUGAGCAGUGUAAACCGUUCUACUACCAACAUCCAGAGAGAGAUGUGAGGGACCCCAACAUCUGCCAUCCCUGUAGCUGUGACCCUGUGGGUUCUUUGAAUGGGGGAUCAUGUGACCAGAUGACCGAUGUGAGGACCGGUCUUAUCGCCGGUCAGUGUCGCUGUAAAGUCAACGUGGAGGGAGAGCGCUGCGAGCGCUGCAAACAGGCGCAUCACGGACUGAGUGACACACCGGACGGGUGUUCAGCAUGUACCUGCAGCCCUGUAGGAACAGUUCCAGGAGGAAAUCCCUGUGACAGUGAAACAGGAAGUUGUUUCUGUAAACGUCUGGUGAUUGGCAGAGACUGUGACCAGUGUGUGUUGGAGCACUGGGGCCUCAGUAAUGAUAUGGACGGCUGCAGACCAUGUGACUGUGACCUCGGAGGAGCAUUCAACAACCAGUGCGAUCAGGGCUCUGGUCAGUGCAGCUGCAGAGAUCACAUGUUUGGUCGUCGCUGCGAUCAGGUGGAGUCUGGAUUUUACUUCAUCGCUCUGGAUCACUACACCUUCGAGGCCGAAGACGCCAAUCUUGGACCCGGGGUGAUGGUGGUGCCGAGGCCCCACCCUCAGGACCGCAGUCCCACCUGGACGGGCGUUGGCCUGGUCAAUGUCCCUGAGGGGGCCUUCCUGGAGUUUUCAGUGGAGAACAUCCCUCACUCCAUGGAGUAUGACAUCAUCAUCCGCUAUGAACCGCAGCUGCCUGACCAAUGGGAGGAAGUUCUGAUGACAGUGAUGAGGCCUGGGCCAAUCACAGCAGACAGCCGCUGUAUUAAUACUGUACCUGAUGAGGACAACCAGAUGAUUUCACUUCAUCCUGGCUCACGGUAUGUGGUUCUCCCCAGACCAGUUUGUUUUGAAUCUCAUCUGAACUACACCGUGCGCCUCAGUCUGCCUCGGUACUCAGCCGUCAGUGACGUCCAGUCUCCGUACACACUCAUCGACUCGAUCGUGUUGAUGCCGCACUGUAAAAACCUGGAGAUCUUCACAGCCUCCGAGGGAGGAGACUCCAGUGGAAACAGCGGCUGGGAUAUUUUCCAGCGUUAUCGUUGUUUAGAAAAUAGCCAGAGCGUUGUCAAGACACCAAUGACAGAUAUCUGCAGAAACUUCAUCUUCAGCAUCUCCGCCAUGUUGCACCAGGGAGCUAGAGAAUGCCAGUGUGACCUUCAGGGCUCCCUCAGCACCGUGUGUGUCCCCAGUGGGGGUCAAUGUCAGUGUCGCCCCCAUGUGGUCGGAAGAAACUGUGACAUUUGUGCUCCGGCCACAUUCCAGUUCGGACCCAACGGCUGCAGAGAAUGUGCAUGUGACCCUCAAGGUUCACAGAAUCCAUUUUGUGAUCAGCUCAGCGGUCAGUGUGUCUGCGCUGCCGGUGCGUAUGGUCGACAGUGUGAUCGCUGCCUGCCGGGUCACUGGGGGUUUCCUACCUGUCGGACCUGCCCAUGCAAUGGCCACGCUGACGACUGCGACCCCAACACUGGAUCCUGCAUCAGCUGCAGGGACCACAGCACUGGACACAGCUGUGACAGGUGUCUAGACGGCUUCUAUGGUGACCCCAUGCUGGGGUCAGGUGACCACUGUCGGCCCUGCAUGUGUCCCGAUGGCCCCAGCAGCCGGCGGCAGUUUGCAGGAAGCUGUUACCGAAGUGACGACUCCCAGCAGGCGAUCUGUGUCUGCAGCACCGGAUACAGAGGUGCUCGCUGCGAUGGGUGCUCACCUGGUUACUAUGGAAACCCUGAUGAGGUGGGGGGGCAGUGUCGACCGUGUCAGUGCAACAACAACAUCGACAUGUCGGAACCGGGGUCAUGUGACGCUCAGACCGGCGAGUGUCUGCUCUGCCGGUUCCACAGCGAGGGCGUCGCCUGCCAGAGCUGCAAACUGGGUUACUAUGGCAACGCGCUGCUGCAGGACUGCAGAAAGUGUGUUUGUAACAAGCUCGGCAGCGACAGCUCCAGCUGUGCGUCCGGUGACUGUCACUGUGACGGCAGCAGCGGUCAGUGUCACUGUCUCUUGAACGUGAUUGGUCAACACUGCGACCGCUGUGCCCCGGACACCUGGAACAUGGCGAGCGGCCGCGGCUGUCAGCUCUGCGACUGUGAAUCCGAACACUCGUACGGGACGUCCUGCAACGAGAUCAGUGGUCAGUGUUCCUGUCGCCCCGGCUUCGGAGGGAGAACCUGCAGCGAGUGUCGAGAGCUGUUCUGGGGAGAUCCAGAGGUCAAAUGUCACGGCUGUGACUGCGACCCUCGUGGCGUCUCUGAACAUCAGUGUAACAAAGUCAGUGGUCACUGCGUCUGUGUGGAGGGCGUGGCCGGACCACGUUGUGACACGUGCGCACGUGGAUUCUCAGGAAUUUUCCCAGACUGCCUCCGCUGCCACCGUUGCUUUGCUGAAUGGGACAAUGUCAUCGGUCAGGUGACCAAUCAGACACACCGCCUUGUUAACAAGGUCAAUGCCCUCAAAGCAAGUGGAGUGAGCGGACCGUACAGGAAGUCCAUCGACAACAUCGAGAGGAGCGCCGCGGACAUCUGGGUCCUCCUGAACCAGAACCCAGCUUCACAACCGCUCACUGAGAUCCAGCACCUGCUCCAACAGGCCAGUGACCUGAUGAAGGCCCUGAGCCAGAUGUUGAGCCACACAGAACAGACUCUGGUCGAGGCAGAGGAACGGGACUCGGCUGCAGAAUCUAAACUGGACUCUGUGACAUCAGACGCUCAGAAACUGGAGCGCACGGUUCAGGAGCUGCUGGAUCAAGUGGAGUUCAUCAAAAACUCUGACAUCACAGGGGCGACGGCCAGCAUCACAAAGUACUUCCUGGUUUCUGAGGCGGCUGAAGCUCGAGCCAACUCCUCCACCAUCGAUGCUGGAAGCCCUGUGGAGACCUCUGCCGCGCUACGGCAGCUCACAGAGGACAAACUGAACCAAACCAGGGAGGAGUUCCUGAGGAGGCACACGGAGCAUGCUCAGAAACUGGAUGACCUGGCUGGAGAGCUGCAGACUCUGGACCUAUCAGAGAUCAGCCAUAAGACAUGUGGCAGUCCAUUAGCGGAUCAGGAUUUGUGCACCAGCUGUGGCGGCGAAGGAUGUGACGGCGUGGUUAUGACGGCCAACGCUGCGUGGAGGAAGACUCAAGAGUCAGAACAGGAAAUUACCAGUGCCUUCGGGGAAGUGGAAAAACUGUCUAAGAUGGUGUCAGAAGUCAAACUGAAGGCAGAUGAAGCGAAACUGAGCGCUCAGGACGUCCUGAUGAAGACCAACAGAACCAAACACAAAGUGGACCAGAGUAACGAGGAGCUGAGAAGUCUCAUCAGACAGAUCAGAGACUUUUUAACACAGGAUGCCGCAGACCUAGAGAGCAUCGAGCUGGUGGCUAACGAGGUUCUAGCGAUGCAGAUGCCGACUACGCCAGCACAGCUGCAAAACCUCACAGAAGAGAUCCGACAGAAGGUGGGAGAGCUGGGACAUGUGGAGACCAUACUGCAGCAGAGUACUGACAACAUCCAGAGAGCUGAGAACCUGCUGGACCAGGCCCGUCGCGCCAGCGAGGAGGCAGCUGAGGUGAAGGACUCUGCAGAGAAGAUGAAGAAAGCUCUGGAAGAAGCUCGGAGAGCUCAGAGCGCAGCCAGCAGCGCCAUCCAGCAGGCGGCCGCCGACAUCCAGAACACCAACACCCUGCUGGCCACGGUGCAGUCAGAGACAACAGAAGCAGAACUGAAGCUGAACAACGCCACCAACAGGCUGCAGAGGCUGGAGCAGGGCGUCACAUUACUAAUACACAAAGCUGUGAACGUCACUAUGAGCUCUGAACAGACCAAUCAGGAUGCAGAAAGCAUCACAAAGAUAGCAGAGGAGGUGAAGAAGGACCUGGAGUCCGACCUGAAGGAUAAGUACGCCACAGUGGGGCAGCUGAUCGAUAACAAGGCAGGGGGUGUGGCUAAUGCCAAGAAGAGGGCGGUGUCACUGCAACAGGAAGCCAAACAGUUGUUGUUGCAGGCCAGCGACAAGCUGCAGCUGCUGAAAGAUCUGGAGAAGUCAUACAACGAAAACCAACAGACUCUGGAGGUGAAGGCUGAGCUGCUGGUGGAAAUGGAGGCUGCUGUUAAAGAGCUGCUUCAAGAGAUCAGCCACAAGGUCACCGUCUACAGUACCUGUCUGUUCUAGGGUCAAAGGUCAAGUUGAGAGUCCAUCUGAGCUGAAUUAAAGCAAUAUGAUAACUAUUUUAAACCUGCUUGAGAUGUGGAUCACACAGACCAAACAUUUCAGAGAUAAGAAAUAACAAACAUUUAGCCGUUUUCUAUUGAAUUCAUUAGAAUAAAUAAAUUAGGAAGAUAAAUUUAAUUGAAUUUGAAUUUCAGGUCAUUUACAAAAUCAAAAAUUCAUCAAACUGAAUAAAUGUUAUCUGUUCAAUUUCCUUGUGGAUGUAAUAAAGUUGAUUUAACCAAAAGCCCAGUUUCAGUUUACUCAUUUUGUAUACAAUUUUUGAAAUUGGUAAUGAUUCAAUGUUUUGGAAUUUUCUUU
Platichthys flesus (European flounder) is the source of this 5809-nucleotide messenger RNA. It is a transcript of the gene lamb1a, whose product is annotated as laminin, beta 1a. Bases 104 to 5452 code for a protein of 1782 amino acids. Gene Ontology annotation, cellular component: laminin trimer. The record is from RefSeq and is a predicted model, not a curated record. The transcript has 33 exons. Gene Ontology annotation, biological process: cell migration; basement membrane assembly; substrate adhesion-dependent cell spreading. NCBI's taxonomy places the organism in Eukaryota, Metazoa, Chordata, Actinopteri, Pleuronectiformes, Pleuronectidae. Gene Ontology annotation, molecular function: integrin binding; extracellular matrix structural constituent.